AUUAGCGGAGGAAGAAGGUUGUAAAUUUAAAACUCCUCUAAAUACAGGGCAGAGAACAGAGAGAGAGAGAGAGAGAGAGAGAGAGAGAGAGAGAAUGGCAGGCACGUCUAGUCUUCUCACGCGAGGCUUCAGCACCCUAUCCCUCAGCACUCACUCCAUCUCUCCAAUCCUAAAACCAUCCCCUUGUUCACCCCAAACCCACUUGGGCCACAGCACUACAAUCCACAGAAGAGCUAGAUUCACCUUCCACGGUCCAACGAAAGCGGGAACCAUCACGGUUCGAGCCAUGACCGCUUCUUUCGGCUCUCGAUUGGAAGAGACCGUCAAGAAGACAAUCACUGAAAACCCAGUCGUCGUCUACUCCAAAACUUGGUGCUCGUACUCGUCCGAGGUGAAAUCACUGUUCAAACGGCUCGGUGUGCAGCCACAUGUUGUUGAGUUGGACCAACUAGGUCCCCAAGGACCACAACUGCAGAAGGUUCUAGAAAGGCUAACAGGACAACAUACUGUCCCAAACGUUUUUAUUGGGGGAAAACACAUUGGCGGUUGUACAGACACUGUUAAGCUAUAUAGAAAAGGGGAGCUUGAAUCUUUGCUGUCAGAAGCUGGUGCCAGCAAAACAGAAAGCUAAAAGCCUUGAUCUUCUCAUUCUUUGAAGAUUGGCUUUCUUUGGUGUCCUUGGGGCUUCAUAACAAGAAUAUGGAAUAUUUCUCUCUUUAAGAAGUGAAAUUCUUUUCCAGUGAGAUCAAUUCGUUGUUGCGGUCCAGAAGAGAUACUUAUGUAUCUGCUAAAUGAAAGUGUAUAUUGGACUCGUGGAAUUUCAUUGACAACGUCGAUUGCAUUCGAACCUUGUUUUGUUCUUUCAGUACUAUCUGACGGUGGAAGCAUGGCUUUCGAUCGAAAAUGGCUUGAAUGAAUGAACUUUUCUUCUUA
Rhododendron vialii is the source of this 933-nucleotide messenger RNA. RefSeq names its product monothiol glutaredoxin-S10-like. Gene Ontology annotation, cellular component: cytoplasm. Gene Ontology annotation, molecular function: glutathione disulfide oxidoreductase activity. Gene Ontology annotation, biological process: cellular response to oxidative stress. The coding region runs from base 95 to 631 and encodes 178 amino acids. The transcript has 5 exons. Lineage: Eukaryota; Viridiplantae; Streptophyta; Magnoliopsida; Ericales; Ericaceae. The record is from RefSeq and is a predicted model, not a curated record.